This is a messenger RNA of Cylicostephanus goldi, 545 nucleotides long. The record is from the annotation of a GenBank genome assembly. Lineage: Eukaryota; Metazoa; Nematoda; Chromadorea; Rhabditida; Strongylidae.
AUGAAAAGGUACAGAAUAUUCUUCACACAUUAUCAACCAGAAACCAAAGAGGAUGCUCCACAAUUAAUCGAAGUAGUAGUCCAUUCUGCCGCGAAUGGAGAAGAUGCCGUAGUUGACGACGUACACAGCGAAGAAGCCGUGGAUUCUCAUGUGUAUGCUUGUCCCAUCAUAGAAUGUGGUAUGCAGAGUCAAAACAAAGAAGAGGUGGAGGAACAUAUCGCUGCUGUCCAUGGUGACAUGCAAGAUUGGGUGGACGACGGCGCAGAAGCUGAAGCUUUUGCAAGUGGCUCUGAAACGAUCGUUGUGAAUGACGUACAAGAUGGUCAAGAACAAAAUAUUGUUAGUGAGCAGCAUCCUAUAAUGGUAACUGAAGACCAGCAGUAUCGAUAUUAUCCAUAUGAGGAGGAAAGUGAGUAUGGUUUUUUUUACUCCACUGAAAGGCAGUGGAUCGGGAAAACGGACCCUUUUCGGGUUUCAUUGGUAUUAUGUAGUAGACAAACCGUAGCCGCAACCCCACCCUUCAGUUUAUGCGCUAAGUCCUGAAA